Molecule: messenger RNA, 2734 nt
Organism: Calliphora vicina (urban bluebottle blowfly)
Lineage: Eukaryota; Metazoa; Arthropoda; Insecta; Diptera; Calliphoridae
Gene: eas
Product: ethanolamine kinase 1
Exons: 4
Coding region: 738-2240 (500 amino acids)
Biological process (GO): phosphatidylethanolamine biosynthetic process
Cellular component (GO): cytoplasm
Molecular function (GO): ethanolamine kinase activity
Source: RefSeq, a predicted model, not a curated record
AACUCGCUCUCAGUUUAAAACAGUAUUUCGACGGAAAUUGACGUGUUUUUGGUGAUAUUUUGCAAAAUAUCGUGUUUUGCCGCAUUUAUUUCAGAUUAUUAAAAUAGUUAAAUGUUUAAAUCAUUAAACUAAAAAUUAUUUACAAAUCGUACUUUUUACGGAAAAGCAAUUGUAUAAAAUACAGAAAACUGAAUUGUUGAAACAAAAUCAAAAGGAUACAACAACAAAAAAAAAACAAAGGCCACAUAAUUUUACUAUCACACACAAUUAUUACGUGAAAAAUCGAUAAAAAUAGAUUUUAGAAACAAAAUAUUUUGUGUUGAUAACUUUAAUAGUGUGUGUGUGUGGACAACAGAAAAAUAUACGAAAGAUCUAACAAACAAGCCAACAUCAAAGCAACUACAAGGAAAAUAAUAAUAAAACAAAAUUUCUGCGCGAUUGUGCGAGGUUGUUUGUCUGUUUGUUGCGUUUGAACUUGGUUGGUUGUGUUGUUUACCUCCAGGUUUGAUGACGAAUUUUCAUAUUUUUUUUUAAACGAAAAUCAAUCUAAUUGCAAUACCACAUUUCUAUAUAUUUUUGACGUAAACAAAUUAUCUUAAAUUGACUAAACUACUAAAUACCAUCAUUUUUAGUAAAUAACAACCGAUAAUAAUAUUUAAUUUAAAAAAAUUAAAAAAAAGUUCACAAAUCAUCUCUUAGAGUUCCAGUAAUUUUGAUAUUAAUUUUGGAUCAAUAGUAUGGGCACAGAAACCAAAAUAAAUUGUUAUACUGAGAACACUUCACCUGGCAUUAACCGUGUUCCAAAACUCUUAAAGCGCUCUUCUGCAACUGAUUUUAACAAUACCUGUAUGAACAAUGGCAAAUGCUCAUCGACAAAUCUUGUAACGUCUGUCACAAAUAGUACAUUCGCCCAACAUCACCACUCUUCAUCAUCACAAAUAGCUGUUGCCGCAACUGUGCCAUUUGUGCCCAUACAAGUAGAUGAAAAUGCCGUUAUUGAAGGUGCUAAGGAAAUAUUGAAAGUAAUACGACCAGCAUGGGAUCUGAAUUUUGUUCAAUUCAAGAAAUUUACUGAUGGCAUUACUAAUAAGCUAGUUGGUUGUUUUUAUAAUCCACCCAGAGAUUAUCACAUUACUUCCAUUACGAACAGCCUUCAUAGUACGAAAAUCAACGAGAGUGAAAUUUCAGAUUCAGAAGUCCUGCCACAAAGUUCAAAUACGACCAUCACAGCUGAUGAUAACAAUGAUUCCGGAAAUCUUAGUGACGCUGAUGCCGACAUUGACAAUGAAUCUGCGAUGUCAACAAACACAAACAUGACGUCAACAAGUGAAUCGUCGCCAACCAAAAACGUAGUACUCGUUAGAGUAUAUGGAAACAAAACAGACCUACUUAUAGAUCGUAAGGCCGAAACCCGAAAUAUUAUACUUUUGCACUCAUAUGGAUUUGCACCAAGUCUUUAUGCAACUUUCAAAAAUGGGUUGGUUUAUGAUUUUGUACCUGGGGUAACUCUUAAUCCUGAGAGUGUUCUUAGGCCAGAAGUUUGGUCAUUGGUGGCUCAACGUAUGGCUGACAUGCAUAGAUUAGUGAAGCCGAAUUGGGAUCAUGGAGCCACCACUAAGCCAGUGCCAAUGCUGUGGAAAAAAACACAAAGUUUCUUUGAUUUAGUACCUGUUAAAUUCACUGAUGCCAACAAACAAAAAAGACUUGAGGACACAUUUUUACCUAUAACACGCAUGAGACAGGAAUUCGCCGAACUCUACAAACGUUUGGAAGCUUUGGGGUCACCGUUAGUGUUUACGCAUAACGAUUUAUUGCUGGGCAAUGUUAUUUAUACAGAAUCCUCUCAAACUGUGACUUUUAUCGAUUAUGAGUAUGCCGAUUACAACUAUCAGGCCUUCGAUAUUGGAAAUCAUUUUACUGAAUUUGCUGGUGUUGACACCGUCGACUACACCCGUUAUCCCUGUCGAGAUUUUCAACUAAAGUGGCUGAGAGUAUAUUUGCAAACGUAUCUACAGAGAACCCAAAUCAGUGAUGCUGAAGUAGAAACAUUAUAUGUCCAGGUUAAUCAAUUUGCAUUAGCGGCACAUUUCUUCUGGGUUAUAUGGUGUCUAAUACAAGCCGAACAUUCCACAAUAGAUUUCGAUUAUGUUGAUUAUGCUUUUAUACGUUAUAAUGAAUAUUUAGCUAGAAAGGAUGCAUUUCUGGCUUUGGAUGCUAAUCUACCAAAGUGUAAAAUCUAAUGAUUUCUAUUGAUUUUGUAUCUUUGAUAGUCUUAAUUUGUGCUGUGGUAAUUUCCCUGCCUCGUCCUCCUACCAGUUCCCUGAAAGCUGCUCUUCAAAUCAGCUAAAAACAACAAUAAUUAUAAAAAAAAAUAAAUUUAUUUAAUAAAAUUAGCAUUCCUCAAGCAUUAAAAGUUUUAAUACAUAUUUAUUUUUCUCUUAUACAUAUAUUUUUAUAAUCGUAUUUUAUUAGCUUUUAACGAUUGAUAUUUUGUUCUCUCCUUGAUAUUUUCAAUAACUUUCUAUACACUUACAUAACUUUUUGAUUCACUUUCACUCUAAGAUUUUUAGCUUUGUCUCCCAAAUUAUUUUACAAUCUAAAUUUGUUAAAUUUCGGCUUACACAAUAUGAUUGUACAUACAAUAUAAUUAUAACUAUUUCUUACUUAGUCCUUAGUAACAUACUUAUUUAAUUAUUAUAUUUUUUAAUGAAAUUGAUUUGUGAUUAAAUACAAA